This is a messenger RNA of Macadamia integrifolia, 2102 nucleotides long. RefSeq names its product cyclic dof factor 3-like. The transcript has 2 exons. Gene Ontology annotation, biological process: regulation of DNA-templated transcription. The record is from RefSeq and is a predicted model, not a curated record. Lineage: Eukaryota; Viridiplantae; Streptophyta; Magnoliopsida; Proteales; Proteaceae. Gene Ontology annotation, molecular function: DNA-binding transcription factor activity; DNA binding. The coding region runs from base 198 to 1697 and encodes 499 amino acids.
CUUUUUGUGGGCUUUCCAAAGGGGGUUUUUUGGGUUUUGAUUUCGGACGAAAACAAUAGUCUGCUCUGCUCUGCUCUCUCUUCCCGAUUCUUUGGUUUUUUUGGGUUUUGGUUUGGUUUGCUUUGUUGGGUUUUGGAUAUGGCAUCGAUCUCUUUGAGCUUCAGACGAAGUUGAGAGCAGAAAUUGGAAGGGGAGAAAUGCUUCAGGUCACAGAUCAGGGUAUUAAGCUUUUUGGGAAGACUAUCCCGUUGCUGGAGAAUCAGAUUCCACAGGAAGCAGAGGUGAAAUCCGAUCCAGAAUUUGUGGAAUCUGAGGAGAUGGUGUCCAUGAGUGCAUGCACCAAAAAAAAAAAGGCAGAGGACGAUGGUGCUCCUACAGAGUCCAGGAACCAAGAUAAAUCUUCCAUCAUGGAUGAUGUUAAGGAAGGCAACCACCAAGCUCCCAUCAAAGAAGAGAAGAAUCAUGAUGAAAGCCAGGCUGAAACUGAUAUGGCAGUCCAAGAGAAAGUUCUUAAGAAGCCCGACAAGAUUCUUCCAUGUCCUCGAUGUAACAGCAUGGAAACAAAGUUCUGCUACUACAAUAAUUACAAUGUUAAUCAACCCAGACACUUCUGCAAGAAAUGUCAGAGAUAUUGGACUGCUGGUGGAACCAUGAGAAAUGUUCCUGUUGGUGCUGGAAGGCGCAAAAAUAAGCCCUCAACCUUACAGUAUCGUCAUAUGAUGAUGUCUUCUGAUGGAAUGCCAAGCACCAGCAUCGACGAUCCUGAUUCGGCAAAUCACCAAGUUGUUUCCUGUGAAGGGCCACCCACACUUUCAAAACCUUUGAAGGAAAAUGGAACAGUGCUAAAAUUUGCUCCUGAUGUACUUCAUCUCGGAGAACAGAAAAGGAAAAUUGAAAUGGAUAUGAUGGCUUGCAAAGAAAAUGGAGAGGAGCCCUCAUGUAAUUCUUCAAUGACAGUCUCAACUUGCGAUGAUAUUGAAAAACAUGAAAAUGUGGCACAGGUUGGUACAACAGAAUGUUGUAGUGGGCCUACUCCUACACAUCCUCUGCCUACUCCUACACAUCCUCUGCAAUGUCAUCCAGAUACACCUUGGGCUUACCCAUGGAAUCAUGGUUGGAAUGAUGUAGCUGCAAUUGCAGCAAGCCGGUGCUCCUCUGGGUUAGUUUAUGGACAGGAUAGCAGUAACCCUAGUCUGAUUCCGAUGCAAUGGGUCUCACCACCUAUGAUGUCAGGUCCCACUUUUUGUGCACCAAGUAUUCCCUUCCCAUUUGUGCCUUCUUCCUAUUGGGGUUGCAUGCUUAACUGGCCUCCAAGUGCAUGGAAUGUUUCAUGGCUUGGAUCUAAUGGUAGCCUCUCACCAUCAUCCUCUCCUAGCAACAACAACUAUUCUGAGAAUAACUCUCCAACAUUAGGGAAGCAUUCUAGAGAUGGAAGCGUACAUGGAGAAGAGAAACCGGAGAAGUGUCUUUGGAUUCCUAAGACGCUGAGAAUUGAUGAUCUUGAUGAGGCGGCAAAGAGUUCUAUUUGGGCUACUCUGGGUAUUAAUCCAAAUCAGAAUGAACCAAGAACAAAAGGAGGCAUUUUCAAAGCUUUUCAACCCAAAAUGGAAAACCAAGUUGCACCAGAUAGAGCGCAGAUGUUACAAGUAAACCCUGCAGCUUUUUCUCGCUCUCAGACAUUUCAAGAGAGCAUGUAACGGAUCUGUUCAUGGAAUUUUUCGUGAAAAAGCCGCUUAACUUUGGUUCACUCAUGCAUACUGACUGAACAUUUUGUUGUAUAGAGCAUAGCAUUUGGGAGUAGCUUUUCACUGAUAGUGUCUUUUAUGGCAGUGCUUUGUUUUCAUACUUGUUUGGAUGGUCAAGAGCCACCAUAAUCCACUAGGUUGGCAACACCAUUUAAAUUUGUUGAGUCUAUGCUGUAAAUAGUAGAGGGUAGUGGUGAGCUGUUUUAUAGUGCUUUUUUUGAUAUCUUAUCCAGACUAUAGAUUCUAGAUUUGCAAUUUCAUGCUUAUGUUUUUGUUUUUGAACCGGACGAGGGAAAUAAAGAUGCAAGUGCAAAUCACUUACCGUCCUUUUGUUUUCCUCUGGUCAUUUCGCCAUCA